UUCACAUCUCUGUCAUCUGAUAGGGCUACCCAAGGAUGCAGUCAUUGAUAAUGUUCGUAAGGUUUGUGUGCUCAUAAGGAAUACAGGAACUAAAGCGCUAUACAGAUUCCGCAAUAUGGCGCUGUUGCCUCUGGUCCUAUGUUUGUGCCUGGGUUUGGCGGAAGGUGCGAGUGAAAAAGAACAUUCCGUCCACCACGAUUUCCGGUACCCAUUCAUCAUCGAUGCAGCGGAGCAGGAGUUCGAAGGGCGUGUGUGUUCCAACAUGGAGCUGUUUGCUCUCAUACCGGUGGAACCGGAGGACCUAGAAAAGGACCUGCAGGGCGGAGCCUGUGUCACUAACGUGGAGCAAUAUCUCAAGAUUGACGUGCGCAAUGUGUCGUGGAACCCCGAUAUUAUUCACCACAAGAAGACGGACAGCCCCAGAACAACCACUACUAUCAUGCCUCCACACGGUGGCACCAAGCGCCCGCAGGGCGCCAUCGUCGACCUCCCCGACGGCGUGGAGUUUGACGUCCUCAAUACUGAACUCAUCGACGUGGACGACGCCUACUUCCUUGUUGUCAGUAACCCUGAUGUGAUGCGGGAGAAAAAAGAAAUACAGUUCUACGUUGUACUUGUGACGUCAGAUACUAACCAGAUUGUGUCCAACCCCUUGCCAUUCGCCGUAAGGGUUGAUCAUCCCCCCGACGAGGGCCGACCCCACGGGGCAGCGAUGUUUGCAGGCGUCCUCGUUCUCGUUAUCAUCCUCAUUGCCUUCCUCAUCCCCAUCACCGUCUGUGUUAAACGACGACGAAAGGCAGGCAAACCUGUUUGCUCGUGCGGAAGCCCGGAUGUCGAAAAGGACGAGCGCAAAGGUCACGUGAAUAAUGGUUACGUCACCGACACACGUGACGUCAGGACUGACUCGUCAGUUUCAUCUGUUGAUCCACAUCAGACGAUAGGAAGUCACCAGCUUAGGAGUGUCACGAAACUGAACUUUGAGCCAACGUGGCUAGAUCCUCAUUAUAAAGAAAUGGAAGAGAAGCCAGGCACCAGUGCCAACCGGAUACCUCUAACGGGACAGCAGACAGCAGGUUGUAGUGGUUAAGCAUACACAGACUGGACUUGACAUCUGUUGUCUGAAACCGGAAGUCCGCGCGAUGCAGUGAUCAUCAAUUCAACAACAGAUGGCAUUGUUCACAUUUAAUAAAAGACAAUAGUGUAUUCACGAACAGGUUGGGAAUACUAAAACUGUAUGAAAAAGAUGAGACGCGUACGUAAUAAGAGUGAGUGAGUUUAGUUUUACGCCGCACUCAGCAAUAUUCCAGCUACAUGGCGGCGGUCUUGAAUAAUCGGAUCUGGACCAGAUAAUCCAGUGAUCAACAGCAUGAGCAUCGAUCUGC
This is a messenger RNA of Haliotis rubra (blacklip abalone), 1382 nucleotides long. RefSeq lists its product as uncharacterized. The transcript has 5 exons. The coding region runs from base 116 to 1087 and encodes 323 amino acids. The record is from RefSeq and is a predicted model, not a curated record. Lineage: Eukaryota; Metazoa; Mollusca; Gastropoda; Lepetellida; Haliotidae.